Messenger RNA from Ixodes scapularis (black-legged tick), 956 nucleotides. RefSeq lists its product as uncharacterized. The record is from RefSeq and is a predicted model, not a curated record. The coding region runs from base 16 to 867 and encodes 283 amino acids. NCBI's taxonomy places the organism in Eukaryota, Metazoa, Arthropoda, Arachnida, Ixodida, Ixodidae. Gene Ontology annotation, molecular function: nucleic acid binding. The transcript has a single exon.
CCUCUUCCAGCCAACAUGACACGUGACGACCACAGUGGCAGGCGCCUUGCGCGGGCGGAGGCACUGGCCCGCCACUAUGGGUCCAAACCCGGAAUCUUCUAUGUGGACGCCUCCGGCCCUCACCAUGGGGGGAGGUACACGGCUGCAGUCGUCCACCAAAACGUCCUGGUGAACGGCCUUACGUUCAGAGCUAAAGACAUAACACAUGCGGAGGAGAUCGCCAUCGCUCUAGCCGCCGCAGACCAGGACUCGAGAGUCAUCAUCACCGACUCGAGAGGGGCCUGCAGAAAUAUUGAACAGGGGUACAUUCCUCUCUUUGCGUAUCGCAUCCUUAAAGAUAGUGACUACCUCGGGGCCCCCGCGUCUCGAACGAUCGUCUGGGCUCCUGCUCACAUGGGCCUCGAAGGCAACGAAACGGCAGACGCCGCCGCCCGCGCGCUCACUCUCCGGGCAACGCCUUCAGACCCUUCUGAAAUGGAUCCCGAACCCGAUCCAGCCCUCACUUUUCGAGAAAUUACUCAAUUAUACCGAUUCGGCCACGCAAUUUAUCCUAAGCCCUGUAAGGGCCUUACAAAGGCGGAGGAACGCACACUCCUCCGUCUCUACACCAAAACCCUGCUGUGCCCGGCAGUUUUAAAACACUUUGAUCCUGCUUAUACAGGAAAAUGCCCGCACUGUGCGGAGAAGUCUUCGGACAUCUUCCACAUGGUGUGGGCAUGCCAAUCAACCCCGAACCUCGUCCCAAAACCCAACCCCACCCGGGAGGACUGGGAGGCAGCCCUGCUCGACUGCUCCGACCUGGAGGGCCAGGAGGCCCUGGUUGACCGAGCCCGAACCGCGGCAGUCGCCAAUGGGCUCCUGUACUGAGGAGUCCACCUAGUGCUUGUGAGAGAUGGCCCCCUCCGGGCCACCUCAAACUACCUCCCUCAUGAUAUACCUUUAAUAAAGUUUUUCAU